AUGGCACCGAAUUUUGCGGGGUUGUCCGGCAGGAAACUGUCGCUGACUAUCUCGACUGUUGCCACUAUGGGGUUCUUGUUGUUCGGAUAUGACCAGGGUGUUAUGUCCGGUAUCAUCAGUGACGAGGCGUUUAACAAUGUAUUCACGGCCACAAAAGGCGAUUCAACAAUGCAAGCGCUCGUGACGGCCGUUUACGAACUCGGCUGUCUGGCGGGAGCUAUCUAUGCGUUGGUGUUUGGGGAUCGCAUGGGACGACGGUGGAUGAUCUUCACUGGCGCUAUUGUCAUGAUCGUCGGUGUGAUCAUCCAGGUCACCUCCUUCGUGGGCCACAUCCCCCUGCUGCAGUUCUUCUUCGGUCGUGUCAUUACCGGUAUUGGCAACGGCAUGAACACCUCCACCAUUCCUACCUACCAGGCUGAGUGUUCCAAGACCAGCAACCGUGGUCUCCUCAUCUGUAUUGAAGGUGGCAUCAUUGCCAUCGGCACUGCGAUUGCCUACUGGAUCGACUUCGGUGCGCACUACGGCCCUGACGACCUGGUCUGGCGUUUCCCCAUCGCCUUCCAGAUCUUGUUUGGUCUCAUCAUCGUCGUCGGCAUGUGGUUCCUUCCCGACUCGCCCCGCUACCUCAUUUCCAAGGACCGCAUCGAAGAAGGCGAAUACGUCCUUGCCGCCCUGGCCGGCUGCGAAGUCCACGACCGCGAGACCCAGGUUCAGAAACAGCUCACUCUCGAGUCACUCCGGGCCUCUGGCGCUCUCGGCCAAAAGACUAGCUUCCGCGAUCUCCUGACUGGUGGACCUAGUCAGCACUUGCGCCGCAUGCUCGUUGGCUCUUCGUCCCAGGUCUUCCAACAACUCGGCGGUUGCAACGCCGUCAUUUACUACCUCCCUGUCCUGCUGAAGUCCAACUUGCACCAGGACAACGACAUGGCUCUCUUGAUUGGCGGUAUCAACAUGAUCGUGUACGCCAUUUUCGCCACCUUCUCUUGGUUCUUCAUUGAGCGAAUCGGACGCCGCAAGCUGUUCCUCGGUGGCUCUUUCGUCCAAACCAUCGCCAUGGUGAUCACUUUCGCCUGCUUGAUCCCCGGCGACGAGGAAACAUCCAAGGGCGCUGUUUUCGGUCUGUUCCUGUACAUGGCCGCCUUUGGUGCCACUUGGCUGCCCCUCCCCUGGUUGUAUCCAGCUGAGCUGUCCCCCGUGCGCACGCGAGCCAAGGCCAACGCCGUGUCCACCUGCAACAACUGGCUGUUCAACUUUGCUGUCGUGAUGUUCACGCCUGUAAUGGUCGACGCCAUCGGGUGGGGUACAUAUCUGUUCUUCGCUGCCUGGAACGCCCUUUUCAUUCCCGUCAUCUGGUUCUUCUACCCCGAGACCGCAAACCGCAGUCUCGAAGAGAUCGAUCUUAUUUUCGCAAAGGGAUACCACGAGAACAUCAGUUAUGUCCGUGCCUCGCACGAGCUGCCCAAGCUGUCCGACGACGAGAUCGAGGCCGAGGCUGCUAAGUACAAUUAUACGCCCGAGACCGAGGCCGAGGUCGAGAAGGGGCAUGUCUCGCCUACUGGUAGUACCAGUGAGGAUGCAGGACCUCGUGCUUAA
Messenger RNA from Aspergillus mulundensis, 1593 nucleotides. Its product is annotated as putative MFS monosaccharide transporter. Gene Ontology annotation, molecular function: carbohydrate:proton symporter activity. Gene Ontology annotation, biological process: transmembrane transport; carbohydrate transport. Gene Ontology annotation, cellular component: membrane. The coding region runs from base 1 to 1593 and encodes 530 amino acids. NCBI's taxonomy places the organism in Eukaryota, Fungi, Ascomycota, Eurotiomycetes, Eurotiales, Aspergillaceae. The transcript is spliced from 3 exons. The record is from RefSeq and is a predicted model, not a curated record.